AUGAGGAACAGAAGAAAAAAGAAUGGUAAGAAUAAACAAAAGGGGAAGAGAAAAAAUGAUAGGUUAGGAAAGAUUAAACGGAAAAAAGUAGUAGAUAUAAAAGAAGAGAAAGGGAAUGAUAAUGAGAAAAGAUUAGAAGUGUCCUUUUAUGGAUACCGAAAUAUAUAUUUAAAAGAUAUUCAUAAUUUUAUAGUACAUUUAAGGCUUGGAAAAUAUAUAUUUAAAAAUGAAUUAUUUGAUAUAAAGAAUAAUGAUUGUUUAAAUAAUUUAAUUAUGGUUAUUGUACCAAAUUUAUCAAAUUAUUGUGUAAAAGAUAUAUCAACAGAUAAUGUUUUUAAUAAAUUACAAAGAAAUAAUAAUUUCCGAAAAAUACAUUCAGAAAGUUGUUUAAAAAAAUAUUAUAAUAAUAUUAUAUUAAAAGCAUUAAGUGUGUCUGUUUUAAAACAGAGGAAAAAAAAUUACACACAACAAAUUUUUAAUUUAAAUAAAUAUUUAUUAACUAAAGAACAAAUGGCAUUAAAUAAAUAUCCUACUGAAAAUAUGCAUGAGUAUAUAAAUAUGAAUGAUAUAGAAUAUGUUAAAAACGACAAAAAUAUUCGUGAUAUAAAAUCUUAUUUAACAGAAACGAUGAAUUCUAUAAAUGUUCUUCAUAUGAAUAAUGACUGUUCAGUUAAGGAAUAUAAAAAGAAAAAAAUAAAUAUGUCAAAGUUUAUGAAUAAUAUAAAUAAUGAUCAAUAUAAUUUUAGUAAUAUGGAAUGUAACAAUGAAAAUCAUAUUAAUAAUGGGACUAUAGAAAAUGAACAAAAUAAUUUCGAAAAGCAAAAUAUAUUUACACAAGAACACAUUCAAAUAUAUGCAGACAUUUUGGAAAAAUUAAUAAAAGCAUCCCAUACGAAAAAAAACGAGAACAAUACAACUACAGAUAGUAAUAUAGCGAAUAUGGCAUCUUCAAAAAAACAUAUAUCAUCAGAACAUGUAAAUAAUGAAAAUGAUGAAAAUGGUGAAGAUGAUGAAAAUGGUGAAGAUGAUGAAAAUGAUGAAAAUGGUGAAGAUGAUGAAAAUGGUGAAAAUAAUGAAAAAGAUAAAAAAAGAAAAAAGAAAAAGAAUGAACAAAAUGAUGAUAGUUUGAAUCAUUUAAAUUUAGGUAAUCUAGUAAGUCACAAAAUAAAUGAAAUGUACAAUGAAAAUAGAAAUAUGGAUGAGAAAAUAGAAGUAAAUAACAAUAAUGAUAAUCAUAAUGAUAAUCAUAAUGAUAAUCAUAAUAAUGAUAUGGGGUUUCAUGGUGAAAAUAUGCAUAAAUGUAAUGAUAUAAAAAAAAUUAUUGAUGAAAAUAACUCGUGCAAUGAAGAGAAUUUAAUAGAUGUAACCAAUUAUGGAGAAUUCGAUUUAGAUAAUAUAUACAGUAUAGAUUGUGAAAUGUGUGAAACAACCAAUCAUCAAAGGGAAUUAACCAAAAUUACAGUAGUAGACGCUUAUAUGAAUAUUAUAUAUGAUUCUUAUGUUAUUCCUGAUAAUAAAAUUACAAAUUAUUUAACUUUAUAUUCAGGAAUUAAUGAAAGUACAUUAGAAAAUGUAACUACGAAAUUAAAAGAUGUACAAGAACAUUUAAAAAAAUUUCUUAAUAAAAAAUCUAUACUUAUAGGACAUUCUUUAGAAAAUGAUUUACAUGCUCUAAAAAUAGCUCAUAAUUAUGUUAUUGACACAUCAAUUAUAUAUUGUAAUUCAGGUUACUAUCCUAAACCAUCUUUAUUUCAACUUUCAAAGAAACACUUGAAUAUUAUUAUGAAGAGAGAAAAUGGCCAUAAUUCCAUAGACGACGCAAAAAUUAGUAUGUUCCUGGCACUUAAAAAG
Molecule: messenger RNA, 1851 nt
Organism: Plasmodium reichenowi
Lineage: Eukaryota; Apicomplexa; Aconoidasida; Haemosporida; Plasmodiidae
Product: exoribonuclease, putative
Exons: 1
Cellular component (GO): nucleus
Molecular function (GO): nucleic acid binding; exonuclease activity
Source: RefSeq, a predicted model, not a curated record